Messenger RNA from Symsagittifera roscoffensis, 1361 nucleotides. Its product is annotated as putative divalent cation/proton antiporter TMEM165. The transcript has 3 exons. The record is from RefSeq and is a predicted model, not a curated record. Gene Ontology annotation, molecular function: calcium ion transmembrane transporter activity; manganese ion transmembrane transporter activity. Gene Ontology annotation, cellular component: Golgi apparatus. Gene Ontology annotation, biological process: Golgi calcium ion transport; manganese ion transmembrane transport; Golgi calcium ion homeostasis. The coding region runs from base 68 to 1054 and encodes 328 amino acids. Lineage: Eukaryota; Metazoa; Xenacoelomorpha; Acoela; Convolutidae.
UGCAUUCUUUCAGGUAUAUGAAUAAUGAUAGGUCGUCUGUAAAAGCGGUUCUGUUGCCCUUAACUCAAUGAAGAUGUUGAACCAAGGAUACUGGGCGGUGUGUCUUACAACAUACUGUCUCUUCCAUGUGGCUUGUUCAGAUGACCCAUUGUCGGACAAAUCAAAAAAUGAUAAGAUCUCUAAUGUUAUUCAGUCUGAAUUGAGAGACAAUAAGUUAAUUCUUCCCAAUGAUGGCUCAAUUGAAAAAUCGGAUAACCCACCACAAGAUUUUGACUUCCGGUCUCUUGGUCUUUCAGAAGGACUUUCAAAAUAUUUGAACAACAUGUAUUCCUCAAGCUAUUUCUUACAUGGGUUCAUCGCUUCAUUAGCUGUUAUAAUUGUCUCGGAAUUGGGAGACAAAACGUUUUUCAUCGCAGCAAUCAUGGCUAUGAGGCAUUCUCGGCUUACUGUACUUUCCGGAGCUCUGUCAGCGCUGGCUGUGAUGACAGUAUUGGCGUCAUUGGUCGGUCACAUUCUCAGUAUGAUACCCCGGGUGAUAACAUAUUAUGCUUCCAGUAUUUUGUUUCUCAUUUUCGGAAUAAGGAUGUUCAUGGAAGCAAGGAAAAUGUCUGACAGCGAAGGAAUGGAGGAAAUGGAAGAAGUCCAACAGCAGUUGAAGAAAACCUCAGAUUCAGAAGCUAUCUCAGGUUUGGACCCAGAAAAGGGAGUAUUCAUUGGCACUGUUUCCAGUCACGGAGGGUUCAUACCUUUCUUAUGCUCGCUGCACCGGAGAGUGUUCUCGAAAGUAUUUCUACAGGCGUUUACUCUGACCUUCCUGGCCGAGUGGGGCGACAGGUCUCAAGUAGCUACAGUCAUACUAGCUGCCAGAGAACACGUUGGGGCAGUUAUAAUAGGAGGUACUUUGGGUCACGCUCUGUGCACUGGGCUAGCAGUGCUGGGUGGACGAAUGAUAGCACAGAGAAUAUCAGUCAAGGCUGUUACAUAUAUCGGCUCAGUCGUCUUCAUAAUCUUCGGGGUUUCAGCUUUCUUUUUUGCCCCCGAAAAACAGAGCUGAGAACAUGGAAGUCAGCACACGUACACACACCCCUUUAUGCUUGCAACAUGACAUAUUUUGAAAUUAAAAUGUUGCGUAAUCAUGACAGUGCUCAAAUAUUUUUCUCUUUAAAUGUAAUAUUAGCUAUUAUUUUGUAGUAUAUUGAUUGAUGUUACUGAUGAAUUUUUAUAUUCUCGUAUCCGGGUUGGAGUGUGUUGUCAGCUACAUUUUAUGUAAAGAUGUAAAAAUGCGUUUCAAUGAAGUACUUUUUGCUUAAGCAAUACUUCAAUAUUUCCCCCAAAAUGUUAGAAUUACCAGCUUCUUUUUU